Messenger RNA from Scylla paramamosain (green mud crab), 5492 nucleotides. RefSeq lists its product as uncharacterized. Lineage: Eukaryota; Metazoa; Arthropoda; Malacostraca; Decapoda; Portunidae. The transcript is spliced from 8 exons. Bases 4634 to 5359 code for a protein of 241 amino acids. The record is from RefSeq and is a predicted model, not a curated record.
UCACUGUGAUAUCAGACCUGGAUUGGGUCAGAAGUAGUAGUCAAGAAUUGAAGGAUAUAUGUUUUGAAACCUCCCUCUUGAAAGAGUUCAAAUCAUAGGAAGGUGGAAAUACAGUAGCAGGCAGGGAGUUCCAGAGUUUACCAGAGAAAGGGAUGAGUGACUGACUGAGAAUACUGGUUAACUCUUGCAUUAGAGAGGUGGACAGAACAGGGGUGAGAGAAACAAGUCUUGUGCAGUGAGGCCAUGGGAGGAGGGGAGACGUGCAGUUAGCAAGAUCAGAAGAGCAGUUAGCAUGAAAAUAGUGGUAGAAGACAGCUAGAGAUGCAACAUUGCAGCAAUGAGAAAGAGGCUGAAGACAGAAGAGAGUUGAUGAGAUGAAAAGCUUUUGAUUCCAUCCUGUCUAGAAGACUGGUAUGAGUGGAAUCCCCCAGACAUGUGAAUCAUACUCCAUACAUAGACAGAUAAGGCUCCUGUACAGAGUUAGUAGCUGGAAGGGUGAGAAAAAAUAAUGGAGAUGUCUCAGAACACCUAACUUCAUAGAAGAUGUUUUAGCUAGAGAUGAGAUGUGAAGUUUCCAGUUCAGAAUAUAAGUAAAGAUGUUCAGUGUAGAAGAGGGGGACAGUUGAGUGUCAUUGAAGAAGAGGGGAUAGUUGUCUGGAAGGUUGUGUUGAGUUGAUAGAUGGAGGAAUUGAGUUUUUGAGGCAUUGAACAAUACCAAGUUUGCUUUACUCCGAUCAGAAAUUUUUGAGAGAUCAGAAGUCAGGCGUUGUGUGGCUUCCCUGCAUGAACUGUUUUCUUCCUGAAGGGUUGGACGUCUACGAAAAGAUGUGAAAAAGUGCAUGGUGAUAUCACCAGCAUACCAUGCUUACCAUGAUGGUGAAUACAAUGAGACAGUGGGUGAACGAACUUACAAGAUACAAAGAAGAAGAACCAUCACAGUUGGACUUAGUGUUUACAAAAAAUCCUAGAAAGUAGACCAAGUAUACAUUGUCUGAGUCCACUGGGAAGAAGUGAUCAUGUGACAAUAGAAAUAAUGCCACAGGAGGAAAAAGUGUUGCACAGGAAUGAACAAUUUUGAAAUGGGAGACAGAACUAUUCUUAGGCAAACUUUGCAGAACUUAAUAAAUUUUAUGGAGAAAUUAACUGGGAAGAACUAUUUAAAGGUAAAGUAGUGCAAGAAAAAUGAGAUAUUUUUGAGUAAGUAUAGAGAGGGGGUGCAACAGUUUGUGCCAAGUUAUAAAGUGUAAAUUUGGAAGCAUGAAUGGUAUAAUGGCAGGUGAGUAGAAGCAAAAAGGAAAAAGGACAGGGCUUGGAGGAAAUGAUGAGACAACUGAACACAAAUACUAGGGAAGAAUACAGAAAGGCAAGGAAUGAAUAUGGUAUAAUAAGAAAAGAAGAAGAAAGAAAUUUUGAAAGUGAGAUAAUAAGAAAAUGCAAGGAAGAGCCCAAACUCUUCUACAGAUACAUAAACAGGAAAAUGAAACAUAGGGAUGACAUAAACAAGUUAAGAAGAGAAGGAAGAAUUUAUGAAACUACUGAGGAGAUGAGUGAACUAAUGAAUGAGAGUUUUCAGUCCACAUUUACAAAGGAAACUGAUUUUGUGGCACUGAAAGUGGUAUCACAGAAUGAGGGAAUACAGGAAAUACAAGUAAAGAGACAACAAAUCAAGAAACUGCUGAAGAGCUGGAUGUUAGAAAAGCUGUGGGACCAGAUCAAGUAAAUGGAUGGAUAUUAAAAGAAUGCAGAGAACAAAUGGAAAAAUCCAUAUGGGAUAUAAUUAACAGCUUGUUGAGAGAAGGAAAAGUACCAAGGGAAUGGAAAAGAGCUAACAAAGUCCCAAUAUACAAACAGGGAAGUUAAAUGGAACCAUUGAAUUACAGACUAGUGUCACUAACAAGUAUUGUAAGCAAGCUUUGUGAAAUAGUGAUUAAAGACAGAUGGGUGCAGUAUUUAGAAGAUGAAAAGAUAAUUACAGAAAAGCAAUUUGGAUUCAGAAAAGGGAUAUCCUGUGUCACAAAUCUACUGAGCUUCUAUACAAGAGUAAUAGAUGGAGUGCAAGAGAGGGAUGGAUGGGUUUGUGCAGUACACCUGGAUCUCUAAAAAAGCAUUUGAUAAAGUUCCACACAAAAGUCUUAUGUGGAAGUCAGAGAAUGAAGGAGGGCUAAAGGGAGCAAUGUUGAGAUAGACAGAAGAUUAUUGACAAGGGAAGGAAUUGAGAACAGUAAUCAGAGACGCUAAUUCAAGUUGGCGCAAAGUGACAAGUGAGGUACCACAAGGAUCUGUGUUGGCACCUAUUAUGUUUCAAAUAUAUGUAAAUGAUAUGACAGAGGAUCUAAAUAGUUAUAUAAACCUUUUUGCUGAUGAUGCAAAAAUAAUGAAAAUAGUAAAGGAUGAAAAUGACUGCAAGGAGUUACAAAAGGAUAUUGACAAGAUACAUACAUAGAGCCAAAGAUGGAAACUAGAAUUCAAUGCCAGAAAAUGCCAUGUGUUGGAAAUAGGAAAAAGUAAAAAGAUAUCUUCAUUGAAUUACAAAAUGGGAAGAGAAAUAAUAACAAAAAAUUCAUGAAGAAAAAGAAGGCACAUAAACAUAAUAUUUGGCUCUACAUACAGCCUUUUAACAGACAUUAGGGUGGCAUUUAACUAUUUAGAUAGAGAAGUAAUGAAGAAAAUUAUAACAAGAAUGAUAUAACCUAAAUUGGAGCACGCAGCGUUAGUUUGGGCUCCAAAUAGGAAAAAAAGAUAUACAGAAACUGGAAAGAAUACAGAGGAUAGCAACAAAGAUGGUACCAGAACUGAAAGACUUAAGCUAUGAAGAAAGACUUGAAGAGAUGGGAUUACCAAUGCUACAAGAGAGAAGAGUAAGAGGAGACCUGAUAACAAUGUACAAAUUAGUAAACAAUAUAGGAAGAAUAGACCGAAUUGACUUGCUAUCACAGAUGGAGGAGGGAGAGAGAUGGGCGAGGGGACAUGGGAAGAAAAUAAAGAAGAGUGGAUGUUUGAGCGGCACCAAGAAAUGCAGCUUCCUGUAUCAAACUGUUGAAAUCUGGAAUGAUUUGAAGGAAGAGGUGGUUGUGGCAAACAGUGUACACAUGUUUAAAGAGAAACUGGAUAAAUAUGGUUAUGGAGACAGGACAAAAUAAACUUUGGCUUGUGCCCUGUACAAUGCACACGCACACACACACACACACACACACACACACACACACACACACACACACACACACACACACACACACACACACACACACACACACACACACACACACACACACACACACACACAGAUACCAACAUCACCCUAUUCGCGUCAUACAUAAUACAACUUCAUAAACAGUGUUUCUCAUCUGUUUGAGAAUAAAAUAAAGAGUGGAUGUUUGAGCUACAUCAAAAAAUAGUUUCCCGUAUCGAACUCUUGAAAUCUGGAAUGAUUCGAAGAAAGAAGUGGUUUUGGCAAACGGUGUACACAUGUUUAAAGAGAAACUGAAUAAGCAUGGUUAUGGAGACAGGACAAAAUGAACUUUGGCUCGUGCCCUGUACAAUACAACUAGGUAAAUACACACACACACACACACACACACACACACACACACACACACACACACACACACACACACACACACACACACACACACACAUCAAUGUCACCCAGUUCAUAUUGCCAUGCAUUAUAUAACAUCAUAAACAAUGUCAAACAAUGUUUCACAUCCAUUUCUGAUGUUUUUUCACAUUUUCCUCACGUGCUGGUGAGUCUUGUGAUGCCCACUCAUCACAAAACUUCUUAGCCACUCCAUUGCCUUCUUGUUUACUGUAUAAAACUUUGUGUUCUUGUUAUUUAUUACAUUAAUAUGCUCUUUUACCAUGUUAAUGAGGAUUUCCUUAUCAAAAAAUGAUAAAGGAGUAGCCCAACAAACCGUCACUUCUUUGCUGGUUGCCAUGGUGACUGCAGCAGAUGUAAACAAAUUCGUGUUUCUCAUACAUUUUUUUCUGUCAGUGAUGUGCUGAGUUGGGCAGGAAUAUGAGAUGUAAGCAUUGGUGACCACUCAUGCUUGCCCACCCCGCUGAUUGACAACCUUGGUGAACUUUGGAUUUUUUUUAAAGCCAUCACUAGCAGACCUCUUGGGUGGUUUCCAAGACCCCAGCUUGGCCUUCAAGACACUUAACCAUACCAGGGUCUUCCUCCAGCAGCUCACCAGAAUAUAACUGGAUAACUUGCCUGCUGCCAGUACCUCCAGGCCUCUAGAGGUUGUGGCACCACAGCCUGCACAGCCCCUCAAAUCCCCAACAAGAACAAGAACACAACAGGAUAGUGGGAGUGAUGGCUUCAAGACACACUGCCACUGUACAGGGCAGCUGUUACUCUUGUACAUCAUGUGCUGCUUACAAGACUGUGCCUAAAAAUCUUAGAGGAAAAAGUAAAAGCUCACAGGACUGGUUGACGAGACAGCUAAAUGACCCUUAUGUGAAGUUGACCAAGCAACAUCAGCGCAGGCAUUGUCCAUGAUGCUUCCUGUGUUGUGGUUCCAUCAUGGCAAGCAUGGAAGUGCCUCUCACUCCAUCACCGCCUCAUGAUCAUUGAGAGCAUGGACACAGACGCUGAGGCCCUAGUGGGUACGUGGACCUCCUCAAUGGACAGAUGGACAGAGGCUGGUGUGCUGGCUACAUGUAUCAGGAGCAAAUCUCAACCUUCUUCUCCGUUGUGGCAACAGGGAUGACAUAUGAGAUGGCCAUGACCAGCACACCCCUUCAGGUGCUGCGUCUGCACCUGCCACACAGUCCAUCCUCUGAGGCCGUUGUCCUGCUCAUCUUCCCAAAGCCUCAGCGUUAUGACACCUAUGUGGAUGGUGUCUUUGUUCCCCCAGCCAACCUCAACACCUCUGCAGCCGGCUACAAGCUGUUGCCUGAGAACCCCACCCAUCCUCAGGCUUUCCUUCCCAUGUUGGACAAUGCAAUGGGGACCAGCUUCUUCCAGCGCAGUGCUAAGUUGGUCCAUGUGGUGCUGUGUGAAGGCCGCAUCCUUGACAUCAAGACCACACCCAUGAUCACCCUCACCAGUGGCCUCAUGGUGAAGGAAGAUGAAUUUUAUGAGCAGAACUUGGUGUUGAAUCUGGCCAGCCUGUUUGAGGUAUCCCCAAACAACAUCAGGGUCAUCAGUGUUAUGCAGGAGCUCUCCAAGAGACAGCAGGGAAGGCUGGAGGCUGAAGUGGCCAGUGCUCACACUACAAGCCUGAAUGGUGAGGAGGAGGAGGGAGCAAUUGGUGGGGAGGUGAUUCCCUACAAGAAGCUGGUGCAGAGUCUGGAGAAGGCCGUCAAUAGAUUCCAGGAUGGAUCAUGCAGCAACUGUGCCUCUCUCUCUUGGUGAGUGACUCCAUCGAGCCACCACCCAAGGAAGCCCCUCCAAAGGCCACAGAGGAGGAAGGCAGUGUUGUCAUUCUGGAUGCCAAGCUGUUCUACAAGCAGCAGGAGAAGGAGGUGGCAGAGAAGAUCAAGGAGAG